Paramormyrops kingsleyae is the source of this 4679-nucleotide messenger RNA. The record is from RefSeq and is a predicted model, not a curated record. NCBI's taxonomy places the organism in Eukaryota, Metazoa, Chordata, Actinopteri, Osteoglossiformes, Mormyridae.
GCGACAUUCGCCCUCGGCGUUGGUCUUGGUUGUCGUUUCUACGUCUGAACCCACUGUCACUAAAGGGCUGGUGUGAUGGCGGUGGAGGCGUUAACUCCGGACUGGGAAUUCGACCGCUUUGACGACGGGUCUACGAAAAUCCACACUGAAGUGCAGCUGAAGAACUAUGUGAAGUUCUUGGAGGACUACACAUCACAACUUAAGGGCAUUGAAGAUGCGCUAGAUGAUUCCAUAGGAGAUGUUUGGGACUUCACCCUGGACCCCAUAGCCCUGAAGCUUCUCCCCUAUGAGCAGUCGUCUUUACUAGAGUUGAUCAAAACAGAAAACAAGGUUCUCAACAAAGUCAUAACUGUGUAUGCUGCCCUCUGCAGUGAGGUUAAAAAGCUGAAGUAUGAGGCAGAAACAAAGCUGUACAGUGGUUUGCUGUACUAUGGAGAAGGAGUUCCGGACGCCAGCAUGCUGGAGGGAGAGUCUCAGAUCCAGAUGGGCCGUUUCAUUUCCUUCUUACAGGAGCUGUCCUGCUUCGUGUCUCGCUGCUACGAGGUUGUGGUCAGCGUGGUCCAUCAGCUGGCCUCUCUCUACAACAGCAGCAAGAAUGCAACAAAAAUUAUCGAAUCAUCUGGAGUUCACUUUCAGACCGUGUACGAGCACCUGGGGGAGCUGCUGGUGGUGCUGCUGACACUGGAUGAGAUCCUGGAGAACCACGGCACUCUGAAGGAGCACUGGAAAAUGUACAAGAGGUUACUGAAGUCGGUCCACCACAACCCCUCUAAGUUUGAGAUCCAGGAGGAGAAGCUGAAGCCUUUUGAGAAGCUGCUACUGAAGCUGGAGGGACAGCUGCUGGACGGGAUGAUCUUCCAGGCUUGUGUGGAGCAAAGGUUCGAUGACCCCGGGGUGGGUGUGGCCGUCUCCAAGAACAGCGCCUUUGCAGAGGAGUUUGCCCACAACAUACGGACCAUCUUCACCAACGUGGAGUCCAAACUAGGGGAACCGUCUGAGAUCGACCAGAGGGACAAGUACGCCGGUGUCUGUGGCCUCUUCGUGCUACACUUCCAUAUCUUCCGGACGGUCGACAAAAAGCUGUACAAAGGCCUGCUGGAUGCCUGCAAGAAGGUCCCUGCUGUGACGCUGACGGCCAACAUCAUGUGGUUCGCAGACACCUUCCUGGUGCAGAAGGUCCCCGCUGCAGCCAAACUGAUUGACAAGAAGAGCCUGCAGAUGGUGCGGUCCCAGAGAGAGGCCUUCCUACAGCAGAGGGUGCAGACACUCCCCAAGGAUGUCCAGUCUUACUACGUGUUUGUCACCUCCUGGAUGAUGAAGAUGGAGUCCAUUUUGUCCAAAGAGCAUAAUGAGAAGUUCACAGAGGACCUAAGCAGUCGAUGUAGCGUCUUUGUUCAGGGUAUCCUCUACGCCUACAGCAUCAGCACUAUGAUCAAGACCACCAUGAACCUGUACAUGUCCAUGCAGAAACCCAUGACCAAGGCUUCUGUGAAGUCUCUCUGCCGGCUGGUGGAGCUGCUGAAGGCAAUCGAGCACACCUUCCACCGGCGUUCUAUGGUGGUGGCGGACUCCGUGACGCAUAUCGCGCAGCAGCUGCAGUCGCAGGCUCUGGCCGCCAUUGCAACAGCCAAGAAGCGAGUGAUCUCCGAUAAGAAGUACAGCGAGCAGCGUCUGGACGUGCUGUCGGCCCUGGUGCUGGCCGAGAACACGCUGAACGGACCCAGCACCAAGGAGCGCCGCUUGGUGGUGUCACUGGCCCUCAGUGUGGGCACGCAGAUGAAAACAUUCAAGGAUGAGGAGUUGCUGCCCUUACAGCUGGUGCUGAAGAAGCUGGACCUCAUCAGUGAGAUAAGAGAGAGAGUAAAGGUCCAGUGCGACUGCAGCUUCCUCUACUGGCACCGCGCCGUCUUUCCGAUUUACCUGGACGACGUGUACGACCACGCGGUGGACGCCGCCCGGAUACACUACAUGUUCAGCGCGCUGAGGGACUGCGUGCCCUCCAUGCUGCACGCCAGGCACCUGGACACCUGUGACCAAUUGCUGGAGAACUACGACAAAGAGAUUAUGGAGGUCUUCAAUCAGCACCUGCUGGACAAGCUUUGUAAGGAGAUUGAGAAGGACUUGAGGCUCUCUGUCCACACCCAUCUCAAGCUGGACGACCGGAACCCCUUCAAAGUGGGCAUGAAGGACCUGGCCCACUUCUUCUCCCUUAAACCUAUCCGCUUCUUCAACCGCUUCCUUGACAUCAAAGGAAUUCCUGCUCUCUGGAUGUCAUGCAGGACCUCUCACUCUCUGUAUCCUCUUCAGGGUCUGGAUGUGCUGGAGAUCAUGAGGAACAUCCACGUUUUUGUGUCACGCUACCUGUACAACCUCAACAAUCAGAUCUUUAUCGAGAGGACCAGCAACAACAAGCACCUGAACACCAUCAACAUCCGCCAUAUCGCCAACUCCAUCCGCACCCACGGCACCGGAAUCAUGAACACCACUGUGAAUUUCACAUACCAGUUCCUGCGGAAGAAAUUCUACAUAUUCAGCCAGUUCAUGUACGAUGAGCACAUCAAAUCCAGGCUGAUCAAGGACAUGCGCUUCUUCAGGGAAACCAAGGAUCAGUCUGAUCAGAAGUAUCCCUUCGAGAGGGCUGAGAAGUUCAACAGGGGCAUCAGAAAGCUGGGGAUCACACCUGACGGCAUGAGCUACCUGGACCAGUUCAGACAGCUGAUCAGUCAGAUAGGCAACGCUAUGGGCUACGUGCGGAUGAUCCGCUCCGGGGGCCUGCACUGCUGCAGCAACGCCAUCAGGUUUGUUCCCGACCUGGAGGACAUUGUCAACUUCGAGGAGCUGGUGAAAGAGGAAGGCUUGUCCGAGGAGACCCAAAAGGCUGCAAGUGUCCUAGACUCUGUGCUCAGCGAUCUGACCAGUAACUCUGCAGAGGGCACGGAGUACUUCAAAAUGCUGGUUGACGUCUUCGCCCCCGAAUUCCGCAGCGUGAAGAACAUGCACCUGCGCAACUUCUACAUCAUCGUGCCACCCCUGACGGUGAACUUCGUGGCGCAUUCCAUCGGCUGCAAGGAGAAGCUGAACAAGAAGAAUAAAGGAGGAGCUGCAUUCACCGACGACGGCUUUGCUAUGGGGGUGGCCUACAUCCUGAAGCUUCUGGAUCAGUACCAGGAGUUUGACUCACUGCACUGGUUCCAGGCGGUGAGGGAGAAGUACAUGAAGGAGAAGAAUGCCGUGGUCAAGGAGCAGAACGUGCAGGCCACCAGCCAGGACGAGAAGCUGAUGCAGACCAUGAACCUGACACAGAAGAGGCUGGAUGUCUAUCUACAGGAGUUUGAGUUGCUCUACUUUUCCUUGAGCAGUGCCCGAAUCUUCUUCAGGGCUGACAAGACGGCGGCUGAGGAGAUCCAAGAGAAGAAGGACAAAGAGGAGGCCUCCAAAUCAGGGCCUAAUGCAACCUCUGGUGGCCCCGACCCUUCCUCCAGCCCUUCCGCGAAAUAAGACGUGGCCUGGAACGCAGUGGAGUGAAUGGUCCCCCCCAGCAGGGGGCAUGUCGCGCCGGUUAAGACCACACUACAUGCAACCCUUCCCGGGACUCUGACUGGUCCUGGAAAGUGCGCUCUCUCUUCCCGCACUGGGAGGUGUGAGGCAGGACUCUGGACACCGUGUUUAGGUUGAUGCAUGCUGGGUAAGAACCUGUGCUGCCUGGAACACACCUUUCAGUACCGUGCACUUAUCCUGGAGGGGGAUUAAAAACUGGCUCCGCCCAUUCCGCAGAUAGCCGGCCUGUACCUUCUCCGCUUCCUCAGACGAUGCCCCACUCAGACUUUAUACUGCUUUUAAUAAAACUCCUGUUGUACGUGUAGUUCUGCUCCGGUCAGUUAUUGAAUCGGGCCUUUACUUGAUGAGUGAAUGUUCCUGGGAGGCUGGGGUUUUAACAUUUUUACUGCUGUGAUUCAGGCAUGUUUAAAGACCAAUGGAGACUCCCUUUUUCGACUCUGGUGUUUGGUAAGGAUUCUUUACUGAAAAGUCGGCACAGUGAUAGGCAGUGCGGGUGCUCUGGAGUCUUGGUGAGAAGGACAGGUGCGGUUACAUACAAACAUUAGGAACCAUUAUUUCACCAUCUUGUUCUUUUCCUUUGCCAGUGAUGAGGCUCAUUCCCAAACUUAACCGUGCAUUUCAGAGCGAAAACACUAUGCAAGAUGUCCCAUAAUCAGAGGGAAUUAUAUGGCCAGUUUCCCAGUCAAGGAUUAAGCCUAAGCCUAGACUAGCCAUUGAUACUGCAAUUUAGUCCAAGACUAGGCUUAAUCCUUGUUUGGGAAACUGGCCCAUAAGGUUUUAGAUUGGAUCACAGACGUAUGAAGUUUAGUAUAGUCAUAUUUUAUGCUGUGUCCCUAAAUGAUAUCACACAUUAUAAAUACGUCUCUUGUUAGUGAAGGUGAGGGUUUUAUAGAACCCAGACAUCUUUAAAGAUGCAAGUGAAUCUGAAAGAACCUCACACGUAAAUCUUUUCUGUCGCUACCCAUUUACUUUUUAACUCGUUUGACUGCCUGCAUCUAUAACUGCAUCAGGCAUUUAAUUUGAUCUUUCAGCAGCUAUAGCGAGGUGUUCUUUUUCGAUUUCCACGUAAGAAUGAACAGACUGGUUUGAUUUGCUGCUCCACACCAUCCCUACACCCAGUG